AUGUAGGAAAAAUAAAAUGAAAUAUUUGAAAUUCUAUAAAAACAAGCAGAAGAAAGGAAAAUAAUGAAAAAAUAAGAAAUGUUUUAAUUAAAGAAAUAAAAAAUAGCAGAGAUUAAAUAAGACAAAAAAAAACUUGUAAAUAAUGAAAUUUACUAUUAUUUGGAUAGACUGAUGGUCUAGUUAAACAUCCAUAUUAAUUUUAACCAGGCAAAGGAGUUGGAUAAUUUUUUUAGAAAAGUGACUUUCUUUUACCUAAAUAACAUAAAUAAGGUUUGGAGCGUAUUCAAAGUGCAUGGCUGCCUACAUACAGUCAUUCUCGUUUAAUUAGUGCUACACCAUUUGAUACAGAACCAUUUCCUCGUCCUCCAUCAACAAAAGAGAAAUUAUGGAGACCAUUCUCAUCUUAACCGAAUAAGCUGAACAUGAUAUAAUUAGUACCUCAUAGUCCAAAAGAUAAUGCAUUAACACCAAAGAAGAAUUCAUUGGCUUUUGAUUCAGGUGAAAAGCUUAUUCCAAUGAAACCUUUUCUACCAACUAGAAGAAUAUUUAGUGCAUUUCCAAAAUGAUU
Messenger RNA from Paramecium pentaurelia, 568 nucleotides. The record is from the annotation of a GenBank genome assembly. Lineage: Eukaryota; Ciliophora; Oligohymenophorea; Peniculida; Parameciidae.